UUUUUCUCAACAGAACUACAACUACCAGCAGCGAUUUUAGUAUUACGUAAUAUACAUGCGACAGUAUGUUUUUUCCCCUUCUAAUUCUAAACAUCCGGCGGUUUGCUGUUCGGUUGAUAUCUAGCCAAGUGAUAAGCGACAGAUUAAGGACUGUUGUAUGGUGAUGGAGGAGGAACAACCUCAAGAGGACUGCGCCCAACCCCAGCCCUCCGCAUCCUGCUCCAAGAAGGCAGACAAGCCCCUCUACCAGCCCAAGAAGAAGCAAGACGGCCCCAAAGAUAAGGCUCAAACCCAGGGAGAUGGCAAACCAAAGCCCAGGCCUCGCUACACGGACAAGGCCCGAAAGAAUGCCAAGAACAAGAAGGACAAAGGAGGGAAGACGGGAGGAGAGGGGAAUGGAGUCCUAAACGGUGAGGCCAAACUGGAGGAGACGGUAGAAGAAGGAGGAGGCAGCGACACGGGGCCACAGAAUGACGGACAGGCUGCUACAGCCAACCAGGGAGGAGAUGGAGAUGUGGGUUCGCGACUGGAGACGGGGAGCAAGAGUUCUCCAUCUGAGAGAGAAGGGGGACCCUGGGAGGGGAUAGAGGCAGGCCCUCAGGAAGAGGAGGAGGAGGAGAGCUGGGACGCUCUCUUUGAUGAUGAAGGAGAGUGUUUGGAACCCCAUGUGCUAGAGGAGCUGGCUAUAAAGCAGGGCAGGAAGAAGCGGCCGGUGCAGGAGGCCAGGUUUGACUACUACAGCUUGGAUCAGGACAGAGAGGGGGAUGAUGACACUGAGCUCACGGAGGAUGAGCUGUCUAACAUCAUAGAAAUCUACGACUUCCCCACAGAGUUUAAGACUGAAGACCUGGUCAAAUCCUUCCAGGCCUACCAGCAGAGAGGCUUUGACAUCCAGUUUGUGGACGAUACACACGCCCUGGCUCUCUUCAACAGCCCCAUAGCAGCUCGGGAGGCUCUGAGGACCAAACACCCGCUGUUGAAGGUCAGGUCUCUGGCUAAAGCCUCCGUCACCACCAGGGCCAAGGCUCGCAGCUGCUCAGACUACCUGCUCCCUACUAAGGAGCGUCCCCAGACCAGUGCAGUGUUGGCCCGCAGGCUGGUGAUGGGGGCGCUGGGCGUCAAGAGUCCCCAGAGCAAAGAGCACCGUGAAGCAGAGAGAAAGAAACUGCAAGAUGCCAGAGAGCAGAAGCGUCUGGCAGCUAAACAGAGAGACGACGCCUGGGAAGGGAAAGCCUGACGGAGAGGAACCACUUCCUCCAUCCUCCCUCCACCGUAGGGACUAGACACACCUCUGUCCCCUCUGCCCUCCAUCCUCCCUCCACUGUAGGGACUAGACACACCUCUGUCCCCUCUGCCCUCCAUCCUCCCUCCACUGU
Molecule: messenger RNA, 1376 nt
Organism: Oncorhynchus gorbuscha (pink salmon)
Lineage: Eukaryota; Metazoa; Chordata; Actinopteri; Salmoniformes; Salmonidae
Gene: r3hcc1l
Product: R3H domain and coiled-coil containing 1-like
Exons: 7
Coding region: 158-1237 (359 amino acids)
Source: RefSeq, a predicted model, not a curated record